AUGUCUGAGGAACUUUUUGUAUCGCUUCCAUCCGGAUGCCGGAUCUGCUAUCAGGUAUUCGGGAGCCCAUCGGACACGGCAAUACUUCUCAUCUCAGGGCACAGUGGUGCCAUGACACAGAAAACAGACGGGAUUAUGCGACUUCUCAGUCCUCCAGAUCAUCCACACUUCCUCAUUCGAUUUGAUCAUCGAGAUACAGGCCGCUCAACAUCUUUUGUCAAGCCAACUGACGGUGCGCCGGUAUAUACGCUAGAUGAUAUGGUUGAUGAUAUCGUGGGCCUCAUUAAACACCUUGAACUUGGAAAUGUUCACCUCGUGGGCACUAGCUUGGGUGGAACUCUUGCUUGGCAAACAGCUAGUCGGAUGCCUGAUGUUGUCCGAAGUCUUGCACUUGUACUCACCAGUCCAGUUGGGCGACAACAGCUUCCUAGUGAUAAGUUGCCCCAAGUACACUUGGAGGGGCAGUGGCUGCUGGCUGAGGCAUAUGAGAUUCCAGACGACCGAGACGAUGACGAAAGCUGGAUCGAAUCAUAUAUGCGACUUGAUCUUGCCUUGGCAACUGAACCGCCUACAGAAGAGGAGAGGGCUGAAUCUAGACGAGAGUCCGAGAUUACAUAUUAUCGCGAGAAAGAGAGCGGGACUAUGUGGACCAAGUAUAAUCAUUCUGAUGCGUCAGGUGUGAGAUGGCCGCGCGAGUUGCUCAAGCAAAUUCGAUGCCCUACCGUUGUUAUUCAUGCUGCGAAGGACCAAAUUUUCCCUCUAAAACAUGCAGAGGCUCUGAGAGAUGACGUCGAAGGAGCAACGCUUGUCAUUCUAGAAGACUGUGGGCAUGAGAUACCACACCGCGUUCGCCAGCGAAUGGCGGAUGCAAUUCUCGCGAAUAUGAAAAAAGGGGAGUAG
This is a messenger RNA of Trichoderma virens Gv29-8, 900 nucleotides long. RefSeq lists its product as uncharacterized. The coding region runs from base 1 to 900 and encodes 299 amino acids. The record is from RefSeq and is a predicted model, not a curated record. NCBI's taxonomy places the organism in Eukaryota, Fungi, Ascomycota, Sordariomycetes, Hypocreales, Hypocreaceae. The transcript has a single exon.